UCAAUUUUUAAUUGGGGCGAAUUGUCAAAUGUCAGUGAACGAUUUUACAUUUUUUAUUCAGCGAUUCUUUUUGUAAAGUUAUCACAAAAUCAUAAAUUAAUAACAAAAAGCAGAAAAUUCUAAAAUAAAAUUCAUAACAAAAGGAGCUUUGGAUUUUCCAUUCAGUAAUGAAAAAAUCGUAGCUGAAAGAAACAAUAUAUCGGAGCUGAUAAUAGAGUGAUAAAAUAACGGAAGCGGAGGCAGCUUCAAGAGUAGGGGCUGAGCAGUGCUGUCAAAAGUGUACGAUAAAAGACUGCUCGGAGCAUAACAGCCAAAGUGGUGUUGGCCAAUCAUAGAUCCAUAGAAAAAAUUUUUGAAAGCGCACCUCUUUUAACGUUAGCCAUAUAGCACAUAUAACAACCAAAGAUGUCUAACAUGUCUGUGGGGCAGAUUAUUAUGGACGCACAGCGAAUUGCCAGUCGCGUAAAAGAUUUAGAGAUGUUGGGUAAUGCUUUACUCGUCGAAGCAGAGGGCAAUAACCGCUUGGUGGAAAGUUUACGUCAAUUUCAAGAUGACAUGGACUCGUUAAACCAAAUUUCUAACAAUAAAUCGAAUUCCGAAAUGGUCAAUCGCAUACAACAGCAGAAUGCCACAAGUUCAGAAAUCUUAAAAGAAAAUCGAGAACUGAAAAUAUGCAUUGAAGAUUAUGAACGCACCUUGGAGUUUAUAAUGCAGAAAUAUCGUGAACAUACAAGCAGUAAAAUUCUCGAAAGUAAAAUUAAUUUUAAAGAAGUUUAUAAUGAAGAAUUGUGGUUAAUUAUACGAGAACAAAGAGCUAAAAUCAGGGAAAUGGCAGUAGUUAUGCAGCGUGCGGCCUCUGCAGACGAUGAUGCAGUCCAUCGAGAUAUGGAAACUAUGUCUAGACUGCGUAAGGAAAACCAAAUUUUGCGUGAAUUAUUGCAAAUUUCUAAGCAAUUCGGCUCCGCUAGCCAACCGAUACGUGCUAAUGAGCAUAUGUUGGAGGAGAAAGGUGUACAAACAGAUGGUGCUGAUGAUUCGGCUGAUGAGUUAUCAUUGUCCGGUGCAUCUAUUGAGAAUUUCAAUAAUAACUCGGUGAUUUCACUGCUACCUAACGCUGUUGCUGUAGCUAAUGCCAUUGUCAAUGCUACCUCCAGCAGUUCUAAUGCUAACACUGCCGAUAACAUUAACACUAGCAAGGUAACGACGUCCCACACUCUUGGUGAAAAUAAUAAUGGGCCUUUACCAGCUGAUGAGACGGUGACGAUUUCAUUUAUGCCUCCGAUAAAUCACCCGGAUACUGUUAACACUACAACCAACGCCAACACGGGGAGUACUAGUGUUACUGAAGCUGUUGUUAAUGCUUCUACAAUAGGCUGCUCCAUCCCAGCUGCGGGGAGCACAGCUAGUGCGACAGCUACAACAAAUACAACCGGACCAGUUGAAGCACCAAAAGCUACAACAUGAUAGGGCGGGCAGUGUGGGCGACUACAUCGAUGUUGCCUAUCUUUGGUUCUUUUUCAUGAACAAUUAUACCUUAAUUUUACAUUUUCUUCUGUUCACAUAAUACCCAUUCUAAAACUUUUUUUAUUAUAUGAAAUUAUAAUCAUAAGCAUUCACUACCACUAACUUAUUAAAUGAUCAUUACUACAACGCAAGGAAAAUUGUAUUUAGCACUUGAAACUGUUACUAAUCUAACAAAACCAAGAUCAACAACAAAUGUGAGUCACAUCGGCCUUUUGGGUGGAUGUGGCGACCAUCUUUACUCAUAUAUAUAUAUAUAAAUAAAUAUACAUACAUAUAUUUAAAACUUAAAUAAAUUAAUAUGUACAAUA
Molecule: messenger RNA, 1832 nt
Organism: Zeugodacus cucurbitae (melon fly)
Lineage: Eukaryota; Metazoa; Arthropoda; Insecta; Diptera; Tephritidae
Gene: Fgop2
Product: FGFR1 oncogene partner 2 homolog
Exons: 1
Coding region: 406-1464 (352 amino acids)
Source: RefSeq, a predicted model, not a curated record